Staurois parvus is the source of this 309-nucleotide messenger RNA. The record is from the annotation of a GenBank genome assembly. NCBI's taxonomy places the organism in Eukaryota, Metazoa, Chordata, Amphibia, Anura, Ranidae.
AUGUAUGUGAAAUGGUUUGAUACAGUAAUGUUUUACCAUGUGAUUUUAGUGAAUGUCACUUUUUGUCAUUUUCAAAUUUCCCACAGUUCCGUCCCCGUAAGUCCCGACGUCGCAGGAGACGGAACCCAGAAGACAGAUGCCGACAUCCACCAGAGGACAUUACAGGGGACACUGCAGGAGGGACAUCGCGGGAGCGCAGGACAAGGUAAGAGAAGAACAGAUCCCGGAGCAGCGCCGCAUGGUAAGCCCGAGUGUAGCUCGGGGUUACCGCUUGUGCUACACUCGGGAAUACCUCCAGGGAGGCUACAA